Myiozetetes cayanensis is the source of this 7872-nucleotide messenger RNA. RefSeq names its product HEAT repeat containing 3 (gene HEATR3). Bases 14 to 2041 code for a protein of 675 amino acids. The record is from RefSeq and is a predicted model, not a curated record. Lineage: Eukaryota; Metazoa; Chordata; Aves; Passeriformes; Tyrannidae. Gene Ontology annotation, biological process: protein import into nucleus; ribosomal large subunit biogenesis. The transcript has 15 exons.
GCCGAGCGCAGCCAUGGGCAAGAGCCGCGCGCGGCGGUUCCGCCGCCCAGCCCUCGGCCCCGCCGGGCCCGCGCAGCGCCCGCACGGCGAGCCCGGCCCCGAGGAGGAGCCGGCGGCGGAGCUGCUGGACAAGCUGCAGCAUCCAAGUGCUGAAGUGAGAGAGUAUGCCUGUGCCAGUAUUUCCAAGCUGUUGCAGCAGAAGCAUGUCAUCCCAGCCUUCCUGCAGAGGGACGUUGUGCGGUGUUUGGGGCCGUUGCUGAUGGAUCACAGCUUAGCUGUUCGGGAAACAGCUGCAGGUGCUCUCCGAAAUCUAAGCGCUUGUGGAGGAUUUGAAGUCUGUGAUGACAUGGUGACAAAGGACAUUAUGACACCCCUUGUUGCACUUCUGAAAGAGUGUAGCACUGAGUUAGAUGCUAACCAGCUGUCUCCAAAGAAAUGCAGAGAGACAAACAAAAAUUAUAUUGAAGACAUAGCCAAUGAAGCUAUUAAUUUGCUGUGGAAUAUAUGUGAAUGCAACAACACCGCCGUGUACAUAUUCAAUAAAGAAGGGUGUCUGGAGGCUGUGUUACAUUACAUGAAGAAAUUCUCCACAAAUGUGGAUCUGGCUAUUUCAGUAGCAAACUGUUUGCAGGCGGUGACAGAAGAUAAUCCAGACCUUCUUUCUUCAUUUAAUGCUUCUGCACAGCAAGUAUUGGAAACAGUGAUGUUGUGUGCAGAGAGCACAAUGAAGCAUGUCCUUCUGAGAACACUGAUAGCAGGCACUAUCUGGAAUAUCAAGGAUACCAUUCCACCAGGCAGCCUGGGAAGCAUGGUUAAUGCGAUCCUGAAGAUUUUUUCAGAAUCGUUAGCAAUAGAUGCUGGUGAAACAAUUAUUCGUAUGAAUGAAGCUGAAAAAAACAGGUUAAAACUUACUGUGGAAGCAGAAACAGAGGAAAACAUGAGUGAUGUGGUGGACAACUGUGUUUUGAGUGAAGAUGAUAACAUGGAAGAAAUACCAAAAGGAAAACUCAGGAGAGAAAAUGAUGUUUCAGAUUUACUUCCGUCUGAUAAGUGGGAACUGGAAGAAGUGACAGCUUUACUGACGGCUCAGCAGACUGCUCUGGAAAUCAUUGUUAAUAUGUGCUGCAGUGAAGAUCCCUCUGAUGAUGAGUGGGAAGAACUCUCCAGCAGUGAUGAAAGUGACUUGUUCAUGGAAAACUCAUACAAUGAGGGAGGGGGGCUGCUGAUGACUCCCCUGUGCCUCUCUGAUGAGGUUCACUCAGCAUUUCUGAACAACCUCAUUCCAAAGAAGAUUCUUGAAAAAACUGCUUUUCCGAACAGUGUUGCUCUAGACAUCUGUAUGCACAAUCCGUCUUGGAAACCAUUAAUUAAAAAACUGAAUGCAGUGCAGUGCAGAGCUUUAACAUGUCUUCAUAGCAUUUUGCUAGUGUCGGAUGUGGAUUGUCUUGGAGGAGCUUCAGCACUUCAGUCCCUUUCACAGCAUCUCUCACAGCUGAUCUUUUCUAAAACAGAACUCCCUGCAGACACAGAAUUCCUGGAAGCCAUAACCAGUGCUUUGAGGGCUCUCCUGCAAACAACGGCAUCAAAGAACAUCUCCCAGUGUAUGACUCCUGAGCAGCUGUUGGCUUUAUGUGAGGCUGGUAUUCACAGCAGCAAUGCCAGUGUUAGAGUGAAUGCAGUGAGCAUCCUUGGAAUUUCUGGCAGCGUCCUGGCAAAAGGACAAGAUACAGCUGAAACGCUAAAGAUGAUUGGAAAAUUUCUUCUUGAAGUUGCUAUGAAGGAAUCUUCUCUUGUUGUAGCAGGGGAAGCCUUGGAUGCACUUUUUGAUGUAUUUGCAGAUGGUAAAGAAGCAGAAAAGGCAGCGGUGCAGAUCAAGUUGCUUCCAACACUGAAGGAAUUUCAGCCAGUGUUCAGAACAAGGAUGCGAAAAGAAGGCAAAGGACAAUAUAGUGCUGAUCAACUGUGUGUUCUUGACAAUGUGAGGAUGAAUUUGAGAAGAUUCAUUGCAUAUCAGGAGACACUAGGGAAAACUCCAACUUGAAACAUCGAGGGACUUUUAAGGUUUCCCUUAUUGAGUAAUGUUUUCAAAAAUAUAACCAUUUUGAACUUCUAAAAUUUACUGAGCAGAGCAGUUUUGCUUUAAUGUUAAUACUACAUUUUGUAAUGUUCAGUAUUUUUAUACACUUGGGUUGAUGCAAUGUGAAAGUCAUACCAGCAUAAAAAAACCUGUAGCAUACUCUGAGAUGGUUGCAGUGAUAAGAAGGUGCUCCUGCAGCCCUGAGGUCUGUACACAGCACCACUGUCGUCAUUUAGAAGUCUUCAUGUACCCUGGCAGAAAACUACAAUUGCAUGAAAAGGUAAUUUAGAGAAUAUUCUCGGUGAUGUGCCAGAUCAGGAAAAAAAAUUAAAAAGCUCAGGAAAUACUUAAGGGAAUCGAGCAGUGGCAGAAUGUUCAUAUUUGCUGUUUGCUCUUACCUGUUCCUAGAAUUGCACAGGCACUUAUGGCAGGCUUCCCAAGAGAAGUUUGUGACAAGUGUGUGUAGAUUCCUGUCAGCACUUGGUUCUGUUAUUUCAUGAGGUUUGUUGAGGAGAAAACUGUUUCAGAUUCAUUCAUGAUAAAUUCACUAUGAUAGCUUUUUGCUGUGGAAAUCUGUGUAAGCAGAUCCUACAGUUAGACACAGCUCCCUGGUUUUACUUUAUUUCGAUUGGUGUUUCUGAAAAUCAAAUCUCCUAAUUUACAUUCUUCCUUGUAAUUCUACGUCAGGGUGAAUUUGAAUUCAAGGAAGUAAUAAGCCAAAUAAAAAGCAUUUUUUAUAUUGAGGUAUUACCUAAAGUAAGUUUAUAAUUGCUUAAAAUACCUUUUAGAAAUAUUUGUAAUGGAGAUUUUUAAGCUCUAAAAUACAGAAACUGUUAUUUUCAAAAAAUGUCACCAAUUCUUGAAGAUUGUAUGUAAACUUCCAUAUAUCAAGAACUUUGGUUUUGUUUCUUUGAAUGAGAUUCUCUCAUUCAUUCUCAUACACAUUUUUCUCAAGAAAAAAAAACCAAAACACAACCAAACACAAAAGUGUUUUGUUGUGCUGCAUUUUGAAAUAGGAGGGGGUUUUUUCCCUCUCUUUAAAUGCACUGUCUUAGCACAGGCAUAUAGUUUUUGGCAAAAUUUUGCCCAUGGUGUUAAGCAUGGAACUUUUAAAGACCAAAUUUGCUCAGUUUGUUAGAUUUCAGUCUCUAAGAUUGGAAAGCAGACUUGGGAGCUGACUGGAUAACUUGCAAAUGACUGACUUUAUGAAAUCCUGGCAUAUGGUAUUUUGUCAAAUGCAAGAGAAAGUGAAAGAUGAGUUUAAGCAGCUCUAGUGCCUGGAAGUCAUGUCAGUACUGUGACUUUGGAGGAGUUGGAUGAAAUGUGUGACGCGAUGCCUGCUAACCAAACGAGUGAGAGUGUGGGACUGGGAGGGCUCCAGGGUCACUGAGCAUGGCCUGGAGAAAUCCAGGAGAAGUUGUGAGGAGCAUGGUUGAGAGGUUAUCCAGGAAUUUAGCAGGGCAGGCAGUGAAAAGGGCCGGAGUGUAACACCUGGGGAAAGGUGGAUUAUGGCAUAAGACUACACAGUGUGUGGAUUUUAAUCCUAGUGCUAAGUUAUACUUGCUGUUCACUGAGGAUAGUACAAUAUUAGCCUGAUGAAAGGUAAUAUUUGUUUAGUCCUCAAAGGACUUUGUUGUGGGAAGUUCUGCUCUCAGUUUCUGAGUGCUGCAUUGAAUUGGAAGAUGAUCUAGAUUGGAAAGGAUCUCUGGAGGUCUCGUAGUAUAGUCUCUGGAGUCAGAUAGGUUGUGCUAUGCCUUGAACAUCUUUCAGGAUAGAAAUCCUACAACUAUGGCAGCCUUGGGGGCUUGACUGCCCUCACUUGAAAUACUUUUUUUUCCUUUUCCCCUUUGUGCCUUGUAGAACUUCCCCCUGCUGCAAAUGCACCUCUUGUCCUUUGCACACCACCUUGAAGAGUCUGGCUUCAUCUCAUAACCCCCAUCUGGUAGCUGAAAACAAUUAAAUUCCCCUCUUUUCCAGCUCCCUUAGCCCUUCCUUGUACUAGCUAGAGUUCUAAACCUCUAACCAUCUUAAUGGCUUUCUGCUUGACCUGCUGUACUGUGCCUUGUACUAAGGGGCCCAAAACUGAACACACUUCCUCAAAUGUGAUCUCAUAAGUGCUAAAUAGAGGGAAGUAAUUGUUUUUCUUAACCUGCUGGCCAUGCUCCUGCCAAUACAGGACCCUUUGGUCCAUCUCUCCAAAGCUGCUCUUUGGUCAUUCAAUCAAGAGCCUGCUCUGUUUCGAGGGAUAACUCUGUCCCAAAUGUAGGACUUUACAUUUUACAUCAAGUGUAGCAGUCAGAAUCUGGUUCCUGGGGACUGUUAGAAAAAUAAAGUAUGUUGUUUUCUGUUUAGGGGUUUUCUUUUAGUUAAUAAUGAGAAGAAACAUUUCAUCUUCAAAUACAAAUUUGAAAGUUGCAGAUAAAUAUAUAGAAGAUAGGGCAUCCACAACAAAAAAUGAUUUUCUUAAUACAAUCUAUCAGACCAUGUUUUUUUCCUUCAAGUGAAAAAACCAAACUGAAUUUAGAUCUUACACUGUUCUGGCAGUAGGAAUGCAGAGAUUGUUUUUUUGCUAUGCACUGAUCAAUGGAAUGUCUUAGGUGCAUAGUAUGAACCAUAUUGCUUGCAGAAGUAUAUGAUUUUUAGUGCUUAAAAUACUUGCUUCUGUCUUCUGGUACACAUGCCAUUUCAAGCGAAUAGCUAAAAGAGAAAUGAGGAUAUGGGAAAUCAUUUUGUUUUCUUGCAAGUUUGUACUAAACCCCUGACAUACAAACCCUAAAACAAUCCCUUCAUCUGUUCCAUCUGAGGAGACCAGAGCACUUUGGUGGCCUGUUUGGAUGAGGGCAUGAGACACUGACAAGCAGGUGGCCCUGUCUCCAGCUCACCAGGUGUGUUUGGGUGGUAGAGAGGUGAGCUGUAGCUCUUGGGAGGUGUUUUUGUACUCUGUCGCUAAUAUUAAUGACAUUAGAUGUGAUUCCCUAAUACCCCAUGUUGUAAGGUCUUUGCCAAAGUCUAUUGCUCUUAUCAGUGGCCCAUGGCAAAAUGGAGCCCUCAUCUUCCUUUGGGGUUUCUAACAUAAGCCAACUGCAUAUUUUGAUGUCUGUAUUUUUAUUUCUCUGAAUGGGAAAAAUCUUACUCUAUCAUCUGCCCAGCUGCCAGUUCAGUGUAAUUUGUUCCUGAUGGCUAAUGAAGGGCUUUUGUCUGAAUGAGAGGCGAAAAAUUUGUAUGUUAAUUUAGAGACCACAUCGUGCUUCUAAGGGACAAGAUGGGAAUAAUAGACAUGGACAACUUCUGAAGACUUGCAUCUAUGAAAGACAAGGAAGUUGUCAGUGAUUUAAAGAAGUGUCAGAUCAGGGCCUAAAGCCAAAUGAGAUAUAUAGGUACAGAAGAGCCAAGCUGUAAGAUUAGGGCUAUGAAAGUUGUUCUGACACAAUUACGGAAAAUUAAGGCAGCAGCAGAAGUGAUGAUGUGCAAAUUAAAUGUUUUGGGCACUCUUUUGGCACUGGUUUAUUUUAAUAGGUUUUGGGUUAGCCUCAGAUGAAGGCAAGAUCCUUGACAGUCUACAAAGUGAAAGACAGAUCUUGAAGACACUUUAAGGGUGGCAGAAAUUGGAGUGAUUUAGGCAGUGUGCAGCAUAAGUAAAGAGAUGCUAAAUAAAGAGAUUUAAGUGAUCUUCAUCAGUUCAUGUAAUCACACAGAUAAGACUGGUAUCAAAACAGGUAUCUGAAUUUGUUUGCUUAUUCUGGUCCCUAAGGCAUCAUCUGUCUGUACUUCAGUUAAAAACUGCAAUCCUUGGAAAGCAUGGAUUGCUGCUUUAUUUGUCUCCCUGUCUGACACUGAGCACAACAGAAUCUGGGUCUUAAGAUGUAAUUCCAGAAUAGGUGCUGAAUUUACAUCGGUCUGUGGUAUCAGGUAAAGAGUGUGAGGGGGGCUGUGGGCCCCCUGCCCUGUUCAGAAGCAGUGGGACCCUGGCAUUUGCUGCUGCUUUGGUUUCUGCAGCCUGCAAAAUAUUGAAUCCCCAGCUGCGUAGAGAAGGAGUUAUCAUUGCUGUGUGGUUUUAUUUUUGCUCUCUACAAAAAGAAACAAGUGGCAAGAUUUAAAUGGGCAUUUGUUGUGAAGUACUUUUUUUAUACAUCAUGCCUUGACAUUCAGAAGAUGGCUGUUUACCACAAUAGAGUCAAUAGCUGAACUAUUUGGGGGUUAUGGUGUGUGUUGAAGGUAUUGUUUUGCAUAGCAUGUGGUUUUUUUAAGGAUUGUCAUCUCAGAGGAACAAGAAUAUCUUCAACUAGUACUACUUGGCUUGGGUUUAUAUUUGUAUUUUAAGAGAAAAAUAUAUAAAAAGUGAGAUUAAAAUAAAAUAUUAAAAAUUAAAAGAUUAAAAAAUAAAAUUACAAAAUAAGAACUGUGUUGGAAAACAAAUUAAUGUAAAAUUUGUUUGUAGUUUUAAUAUUAUAAAUGAAAUGCGUAUCUUGUGGAAUAUUAACAUCGAAAAACCAACCAAAAAUGCCCAUAAACUCAAGUUCUGUUUUCUUAGGAAAUGAUUUUCAGUAGAAGCCUUUCCAGAGGAUUGGAUAGAAAUGUCUAGCCUUACAUUUACUGUUGCAAAUUCUAAUUCAGGCAAUGGCAGUGGUAAUUGAAAAUAAUGUAAUUGUUUCUUUUUGGCACAGGUGACUUGAACAAACAGUCUAAAUAUAGUUUGAGCUGGACAUGCUGUUAAGAUACAUAACGUUAAGGUAUUUGGCAAAAACUGAAAACUCUUGACAGUCAGGUCAGAUUAAGGAACUUGAAGUUUUUCCACCAGGGCUGACAAUAAUGGUGAACCUUUCUGUUUGAAGCAGCUUUUACUUGAGUACUGGGAUUUUUUUGGUCUAAUUUCCAAAUAGAUUCAACAGUUAAUUUUUGUACCUUCUGGGAAAAAUAGGAGGUGUUUAAGUCAAUUCACUUCAAUUUGAUUUUGUUUCUGUGUUAUUUUUGCAAGUUUCUUGUUUCUGUGAGAGGCGUUUUGUCAUACAUACAGAUAUAGUUCAGUGACCACAGAAAACAUAGUUUGAGACUUGCAAACAAAAGGAUAAUGGUAAGAUGCCUUUUUAUUUCCCCUCAAAUCUGGGUUUCAGGAACUUGCAUCACUGUUACGUUAUGGCCUUAAAUCAAACAGCUUGGGAAGUGAACUAAGAUCCUACUGUAACAAUCCAAAUGCAGUUGGAAUGAUUGUGGCUGCUGCGUGUUCUCAACACAAGGAGAGUCCUGAUGCAGCCCUGGGGUUGCAAGCUGCUCACAUCAAUCAUGUACCAACGCUUCAAGAUGCACUGGGAUUUCAGUAAACCUUCUCCAGCUUUGUGUUCCUGUUAUGAUAGAAGUCCCAUCAAGGAUUGUUUUCUCUCUCCUCUGCAUAUGAUUUUUUUUUAAACUUUUGAGGAAUAUUGCAUUGGCCUCUUUCCUCCUCCCCUCCCCUUCAAAUGGAGAGUGAAAAGCACUUCCAGAAUGUAACGGAAGAAUGGCUGAUUCAGCCAGUAAAUGCAUGAUGUUUCUAAAUAACCUUUUCUGGCAAGUUCUCUUUUUAGUAAGUAAAAGAGUUAAAUUCAGAGUGUUGAUUAAACAAAACACUCCAAACCAUAUUUAAGUGUGGGUUUUGUUUGUUUUUUAUGCCUAGCCCUGGCUAUACUUCCUGAUCUUAAGCAUUUGUUGUACUACACCACCUGUAUCAUGUCCUGGCUGUGUUUGCUUGGGACUGGGGUUGCUGCGGAGGAAUCCUGUAAAUUAAUAAACUUCAGUCUUAUAAUAAAACUUGUUUGUAUUUA